This is a messenger RNA of Physella acuta, 1845 nucleotides long. Its product is annotated as glyoxylate reductase/hydroxypyruvate reductase-like. Gene Ontology annotation, cellular component: cytosol. NCBI's taxonomy places the organism in Eukaryota, Metazoa, Mollusca, Gastropoda, Physidae. The record is from RefSeq and is a predicted model, not a curated record. Gene Ontology annotation, molecular function: glyoxylate reductase (NADPH) activity; NAD binding; hydroxypyruvate reductase (NADH) activity.
AACAACUAUGGACUCAAAUUUACCCAAAGUUUUUCUACCAAGGAAACACCCUCCAGCUGGGUUGGAGAGGUUAAAGAAAUUUUGUGAAGUUGUUAUAUUAAAUGAGGAAAGACGCAUCACUCGUGAUGAAUUUCUCAAAUCUAUACCAGGAUUUGAUGCUUUAUUUAUAACUCCUAUGGACCGUAUUGAUAAGGAGGCUCUUGAUAUUGCAGGUCCUACACUGAAAGUUGUGUGCACAUUCUCCUCUGGCCUUGAGCACAUUGACCUUGAGGAGUGUAGAAAACGGGGAAUUCAAGUUGGAUGUGUUCCAGAUACAUUAACCAAGGCUGUGGCGGAGAUGGCGGUUGGGCUUUUGUUGGCUGCUGCCAGAAGAUUCCAGGAGGGAAUUGAGAGUGUCCACAAUGGAGUGUGGGGAACCAAGUGGGAAAAUGCUCUAUGGCUGGCUGGCAAACAAGUCUCUGGUUCUGUCAUAGGCAUCGUGGGUCUGGGCAGGAUUGGUAUGGCUGCAGCUAAACGUCUAGCUGUCUUUGAGCCAGCCAGAAUUUUGUACUGUGGCAAUAGAGAUAAACCUGAAGCUAAAGAAGUGAAGGCUAAGUUUGUUAGUUUUCAUGAAUUACUGGAGACCUCAGAUUUUGUUCUUGUGACAUGCUCUCUAAACAAGUCUAACAGAGGUAUGUUUGAUGCUGAUGCCUUUAAGAGGAUGAAAAAUGAUGCAGUGUUUGUUAACGUAGCCCGUGGUGCUUUAGUAGACCAGGACGCCUUGUACGAAGCCUUGAUGAACCACCAGAUUGGUGCUGCUGCCAUUGAUGUGACAACACCAGAGCCCCUUCCUACAAAUCAUAAACUGUUGACCCUGAAGAAUUUAUUGGUCACCCCGCAUCUAGCAUGUGCAACUGUUGAAACUCGUAACGCAAUGUGUAACUUGACAGUGGACAACAUACUUGCAGGACUGAGCGGUCAACCACUGCCCUCCCCAGCUUAUGUGUGAUGGGAACCAACCUAUAGAUACCAAUUAUUGUUGAAGAUGAUAUUACUGUUGCUUUAGCAAUAUUCAAUUGUUAAUUUUACAAAAUGGUGAUAUUUUUAUAUUUAGUAUAUUUUUAAUCAGACUGAUGUACAAAGUUUUUGUGAUUUUCAAUAUUUUUUACUCAUGUAAGAACAAAGUUAUCUUAUUUUUACUUUACAUAAUUGUUUUUAAAAAAUGCUGCACAUAAUUUUUUUGAAAACAUUCCCAUAAUACUUUGAAGUUUAUCAUGAAAUAAUAAUUUUAAAAAAUAUAUAAAUGGUUUGUUUCGCUGCCACCUGUAGCUGGAAUCAUCAAGGGAAGCUACUCUGUUUGAAUAUCCAGUGACUAUUUACAUGUGUAUGUAUCUUCCAAUCUUUUUACCAUUUUAAGUAAUAUUUGAUUUUUACACUCCAUAGAACUUUUUAGAACUAAAUAUUCUUUUUCAAAUGCUGUUUUAUUGUAGAUUUUCUAAUCUUGAAGUACAAAUAAUUAUACUUUAACUCUUUGGACCAUUUAAAAAUACGAAACAAAAUAAUUUAAGAAGAAUUACGCAUAGUGCGAAACAAAAGUUAAAAAAAAUAUGUACUAUGGAGUGAAUUAUUCAAUAUCCAACUGGGAAUAAGAAUCAUAUUAGUUCCUAAACUAGAUUUAUCCGCAGGGUAUUGAAGGGUAGGAUAUUCUUUUUUCAAAAAUUGUAAUCAAACUACAGGGAGAUAUUUACAUUGUAUUUAAUAAUGAAAAUGGUCAUGAUUUUUUAUAUUUUAACAUGUGGUUACCUUUUUAUGUCAAUUAGCUUUGCUGCUAGUUGUUUGUUUAUACAGAUACUGUAAAAAAAAUGU